UGAUAGAACGAAAUGAAAGAUUGUCUGAAAAGGAGUAAUGGAAUGGACGGAAAAAUGACGUUUAUCGACAGUUUUGCUUUGUUAUCGUGCCGAAUAAUUUCAACAUUUUUUAAGAGACAAAAUUUAUUGUGUGUUAGUGCAAGCAAUUUUCAUAUGGAUAAUAAAGAUGAAGCGAAAUCAAAUAUGGAAAUUGUUAACAUACCACCAAUUAUUUCCACCUACCGGCAAGCAUUGCAUACUUUUGAUGAAAAAUUUAAAAACGAUAUUUCGACCAACUUGAAUAAGUUAAAACGAAUGAUGGAUAAUUUAAAAGCCGAUGACCUAGGUUUUGAUCAAAACCUCAAUAACCCCUCAGCGUGGAAAAGACCAAAUAAAGCGCCUUGCACAUACAUCGAAGUGUUUCAAAAUAGUUUAGUGAACAUGAGUAUAUUUGUUUUGAAACCCGGGUUUAAAAUGCCUUUACACGAUCACCCGCAUAUGCAUGGACUUUUAAAAGUAAUUUCUGGUGCUGUAAGAAUAAGAAGUUUUACUGAAUAUCCAUUAAAAGAAGUAGCAAGUUCGAUAGACUUCGCCGCUCGAGCGAAACACGAAGCGGCGCGUAUAGCUCAAGGUAUUCACAAACGUAGAAGAUUGUUUGCUAAAAUAUCACAAGACAAUAUAUGUCAGGCUAAUUCCGAGACAUGUGUUCUGACUCCUACAAUAUCUAAUUACCAUGAAAUAGAAGCUUUAAAUAUGCCAGCAGCGUUUUUUGAUAUUCUAUCACCACCUUACGAUACGUUAAUACACGAUGUUGGUCCAAGAAGAUGUAGAUACUACUAUGUAGCAAACGAGAUAAGUACUAAUGUUGUAGAAUUACAAGAAACUAAUGUGCCAGAAUGUUUUUAUUGUGAUCAAGCACCAUACUUAGGGCCCAUGCUUAUAUAGCCAUAGACUAGAAUUAAUUAUUUAGAAAUAAAAAAAUAGAAUUCCUAGAUAAUUUGGAGAGUUACCAAGAAGACGAGGUUGUUCUCAUGAUCUCUGCUGUCGAAAGUAACUUGAAACAUUUAGUGCAAAUAAUUUUGUGCCUUUUAAAUAUUAAUGCCAAUAAAAAUAUUCUUAGAGAAAAAGAAUUAGGGAACGUUUUGGGGUUUUAUAUUGUAAAAGCUUGUCAAAUUCACUACAAAAGUUACCAGCUGGAUGUAAAAUUGUGUCUUUAUUCUAAUUGAUCAAAUCAAAUAGAUUAAUAAUGACACUGACUUGUAUUCUUUCAAACAUCACCUAAAGCAACAAGACUUAUAAGUAAUUUUAUUGUAUUGAUUUUGAAACAAAGUAUAAUUGUUUCUUAAAUAUGUCAAAAUUUAAUAUAAGAGAAAGUCGCUAGUAUUAAAUAUUUACAGUAAUGUAAAUACUGAGAAAUGGAAAGUAUGUUUAAAGUUAAUAAACAAUGCACAUACUUUGCUAAUAAUUUGAAAUAACAAGCUAAAAUUACCCAUAGAAUAUAGGCACAAUAUACAGUAUUAAAAUUAUUUAAUCAGACAAUAAAGAAUUUUACCAUGUACCAAAUGUAAAGUAUGUUGCUUUAAUAUGUGUUCACUAGAAACAAAACCAAAUCUGAUAUGAAACUACAUUCUAAAAAUCAUACUUCCUCAUCAACUUCAUGUUUGUUUGGUCAAAUGAGUUUAUAAAACUAUGUUUGUACUAAAUUAAAAAAAAAACAUUUCAACAAUUAAUUAUCUACAUUUCAUUAUACUACAGACAAAAGAAAAUGCAACAAGAAACAAUAAUAUUUAAAAAAAUAUAUAUAAGUGCUAGUAAAAUAACAAAAUGCUGUUUUAAAAUAAAAUGUAGUGUAUAAUAUAAUAAAGGAUUAAUUCAACAUCACACAAAUGUUAUGAGGCUUAGUUAGCCAUUAAAUUCAUAGAUAAAGUGUGUAGAUUUAAUAAUGGAAUACGUAAGUAUUUUAGAAAGAUAACAUACACCAUAAUGAUUAUUUGUUUUUAUUUUUUUUAAUCCAAUUUUUACCAAAAUAAGAAAUCAAUGCUAAUUUUAUAAACAGCAUAUUCUAAUAUAUCAAUAAUGCAAUGUUUUUUUUUUUAAAUCAGUGACUGAAUUAAUUAGAUAAAACUACAAAACUAGUAAGUUCUAUUGUUCUAUAAGGCAUUCCAUAUGUAAAGGUCUUUUAAUGUAAAAAAUCUUUUGUUUUUUAUUAUGUCAAAUCCUCUAGCAGACUUCAAUGUUUGUUUUUCGUAAUAAUUCUCCCAAAAACAAAGAUUGCUUACAAAAUAAGAUAUAAUGGAAACAAUUUAAACAAUAAUUUCUACAUAUUUGUGCAUGAUACAUAUUAACUUAAUUUAUGUAUACGUAAUUUGUUUUCUAUCCAAUUGAAAGUCUAAAGCAAUGGUCAAUGUAGUUGCAACAAUAUUGACAGUUUUUGUUUAUAAAAAAGUACGUACUAUUCAGUGUGUUGUCAAUAAUAAAAAGUAAUUGUCACCAUGAUAUACAGCAUAAAUGCUUUUAAAGCAACUAUUUAAUUUUUGUCAUAGUAAUUUAAAGUAAUUAAUUACAUAUUUAAACGCAUGUUAUUUACUCAGUAAGACGGAUCUAGUUUACUCCAUCACAUUAGGAUAACAUUCCAAUUUCUAAAAGUUCAAUUAAAUUCGAUUGGAUGAUUAUGCUUAUAAAAUAAGGCAAUUUUGUAAAUUAAUACCUGAUCUCUAUAUUAUAUUAAAUUUUACAGUCAUGUUCAAUAUACACUUAUAAAAUGUAAAUACACAUAUAUAUAGUGUUUUCACAUUUAAAUAUAUUUUCUUAGGAUUAAGUUCAUUGGUUCUUGUUAAUAAAAUCUUAAAAUUUGUUACUA
Vanessa tameamea is the source of this 2839-nucleotide messenger RNA. RefSeq names its product 2-aminoethanethiol dioxygenase. Gene Ontology annotation, cellular component: mitochondrion. The transcript has a single exon. The coding region runs from base 13 to 924 and encodes 303 amino acids. NCBI's taxonomy places the organism in Eukaryota, Metazoa, Arthropoda, Insecta, Lepidoptera, Nymphalidae. The record is from RefSeq and is a predicted model, not a curated record. Gene Ontology annotation, molecular function: oxidoreductase activity, acting on single donors with incorporation of molecular oxygen, incorporation of two atoms of oxygen.